GUUUGAUUACGAUUAGGAAUUUUAAUAAAUGAGAAAUCUAAUUACAGAAGUACAAAGAGGGCCGUAGCAAAGGAAAUCUUUUAAAGCAAUAGCAAUUAAAAAGGCUAAAAAAAAUAAAACGGAAAAUUAUAAUUUUAAAUACUCAACCAUUUCUCUUUAUAGUUUCCUUAUAAAACAAAAACAAAAACCAUUCCAUCAAUUUCUCAUCCUUGUUGUUUUCUUCUUCUUCUUCUUCCUCUUCUUUUAUGUUCAUCGCCGUCGAAGUUUCUCCGGUAAUGGAAGACAUCACACGGCAGAGCAAAAAAACUUCGGUUGAGAAUGAAACCGGCGAUGAUCAGUCAGCAACAUCAGUAGUCCUUAAAGCUAAACGCAAACGCCGAUCGCAACCACGAGACGCUCCACCCCAACGUAGCUCCGUCCAUAGAGGCGUCACAAGGCAUCGAUGGACUGGAAGGUACGAAGCACAUUUGUGGGAUAAGAAUAGUUGGAACGAAACUCAGACCAAGAAAGGAAGACAAGGUCAGUCUAUACAUACACACAUAUCUAUAUAUCUUUAUGAGUUAUUAAAGAUAUUGUCGUUUUGAUCUUCAACUCCGAUUUCUCCGGGGAAUGAGUUCGUCGUUACUGUUCUUGAUUUGAAAAUUAAUUAUAUCUUAUUUUGUAUUUUUUGUUCUUGUUGGUUAAUAUGUUUUUUUUUUUGGUUUUGCUGACGAUGCUGACCGGAAUAAUGGCUGACUCAUCACGUGCAGUAUAUUUAGGGGCAUAUGACGAGGAAGAUGCAGCAGCACGUGCCUACGACUUAGCAGCAUUGAAAUAUUGGGGACGAGACACCAUCUUGAACUUCCCUUUGUGUAAUUAUGAAGAAGACAUCAAAGAAAUGGAAAGCCAGUCAAAGGAAGAGUAUAUUGGAUCUUUGAGAAGAAAAAGUAGUGGGUUUUCACGAGGUGUAUCAAAAUACAGAGGCGUUGCAAAGCAUCACCACAAUGGGAGAUGGGAAGCUCGAAUCGGAAGAGUGUUUGGCAAUAAAUAUUUAUACCUUGGAACUUACGCGACGCAAGAAGAAGCAGCUAUAGCGUACGAUAUCGCAGCUAUCGAGUACCGUGGACUCAACGCCGUUACUAACUUCGACAUCAGCCGUUAUCUGAAACUCCCGGUGCCGGAGAACCCUAUCGAUACCGCGAAUAAUCUCCUCGAGAGUCCGCAUUCUGAUCUUAGCCCAUUUAUAAAACCUAACCACGAGUCUGACUUAUCACAGAGUCAAUCUUCGUCAGAGGACAACGAUGAUCGGAAAACAAAGCUCUUGAAGUCGUCACCUUUAGUGGCAGAGGAGGUAAUCGGACCAUCGACGCCACCUGAGAUUGCUCCGCCUCGUCGGAGCUUCCCGGAAGAUAUCCAGACGUAUUUCGGGUGUCAAAACUCCGGCAAGUUAACGGCGGAGGAAGAUGAUGUUAUCUUCGGUGAUUUAGAUUCUUUCCUUACGCCUGAUUUCUACAGCGAGUUAAAUGAUUGCUAAAGUGUUGUUCUUCUGAUAAGUUUUGUUUUUUAGUUGUUCAGAAUCUCGGUUGUGAAAAUCAACAUUGACACAUCGAUUAUUCUUUCUUGUGACAAUCUUAUAUAAUAAAGUUUGAAUCUUUUUAACA
Molecule: messenger RNA, 1640 nt
Organism: Arabidopsis thaliana (thale cress)
Lineage: Eukaryota; Viridiplantae; Streptophyta; Magnoliopsida; Brassicales; Brassicaceae
Gene: ADAP
Product: ARIA-interacting double AP2 domain protein
Exons: 7
Coding region: 686-1513 (275 amino acids)
Biological process (GO): regulation of DNA-templated transcription; regulation of transcription by RNA polymerase II
Cellular component (GO): nucleus
Molecular function (GO): DNA binding; DNA-binding transcription factor activity
Source: RefSeq, marked reviewed